AUGACACAACAACAGACACCAUCCCUCCAACAUCCGACUCCAGGGGUGAGGAUCAGGACUACAUCUGCCCUCACUGCAACCGUACCUUCACCACACGCAUCGGCCUGGUCAGUCACUUGCGAAUCCAUCGUCCAGAGACUGGCGAACCAGUGCCAGGAGCACCAACCUACACCCACCGCAAUCGCCUCCCCUGCCCACACUGCCCUCGCACUUUCACGCAUCGCAUUGGCCUAUUCGGCCACGUGUGCAUCCACGAGAACGGAAUUGACCGCCCUCCCGACUCACCCACCACGCCAAACCCCAUCCCCACUUCAUCACCCUUUGCGCCCAUCACCGUUAUCGCAACUGACACCGACACCACCGACUUCGCCUGCCCACACUGUCCACGCACAUUCACCUCUCGCCACGGGCUGGUCGGUCACUUGCGAAUUCAUCGCACGGAGACUGGCGAACCAGUGCCUGGAGCACCAACAUAUACCCACCAAGCUCGCCUCCAUUGCCCACACUGCCCUCGCACUUUCACGCAGCGCAUGGGCCUACUCGGCCACAUGCGCAUCCACGACGACCUGCGGUAGACAACCGCCACACCAUAACACCCUGCCUCCACCACCACCACCACCACCACCGCCGCCGCCGCCGCCGCCGCCACCGCCACCACCACCACCACCACCACACACCAACAUUCACACACCGCAAGCACAUAACUACAACUUCCCACGCAGGUGGGAAGUGUGCAUCUCGACUCGGUCCCCAUGCGGCUUCGGCUGCACGGGUGACCUGAGUCCGAGACUAUCCCAACACGUCAACCGUCGUGGAUAG
Messenger RNA from Spirometra erinaceieuropaei, 819 nucleotides. The record is from the annotation of a GenBank genome assembly. NCBI's taxonomy places the organism in Eukaryota, Metazoa, Platyhelminthes, Cestoda, Diphyllobothriidea, Diphyllobothriidae.